Messenger RNA from Sorghum bicolor (sorghum), 960 nucleotides. RefSeq names its product E3 ubiquitin-protein ligase SINA-like 3. The record is from RefSeq and is a predicted model, not a curated record. Gene Ontology annotation, molecular function: zinc ion binding. Lineage: Eukaryota; Viridiplantae; Streptophyta; Magnoliopsida; Poales; Poaceae. The transcript is spliced from 2 exons. Bases 1 to 960 code for a protein of 319 amino acids.
AUGGAGAUCGAGAGUAACGCCGAUGGCAGCGCCGGCAAGCGGAAUGGACAAGUUGAGCAAGAGGGCGAGCAUGUCGCCAAUGCCAAGAGGCUCAAGGGCAGCAUUGAGGUGGAGGCCUUCAGUUGCCGCGUCUGCGCUCAGCUCCUCAGUCCUCCCAUCUUCGAGUGUUCCUCGGUGUCUUGGCAUUUCAUUUGCUCCUCCUGCCGCGACAAGCUGCCGGCGGACAAGAACAAGUGCCCCUUGUGCUCCGGCGCCGGCGGCUGUGACCUCGCGCGCAGCCUCGGCAUGGAGCGCGCCGCCCGAUCCAUCCUCGUCGACUGCCGCUACGCCGAGCGCGGGUGCACGGUGAAGACGGCCUUCUACGAGCCGCGGGACUCCCACGAGAAGGUCUGCCCGCACGCGCCGUCCCUAUGCCCGGAGCCGGGCUGCGGCUUCGCCGGGCGGCCGGAGCAGCUCCUGGACCACCUCACCGGCCACCACGGCUGGCCGUCCACGAAGUUCGAUUACCCGGAGGCGUUCGAUCUCCGCGUCGACGAGCCGGGCGCGCAGGUCCUCUGCUGCAAGGAAGACGGCCAGCUCUUCCUCGUGAACGUGAAGCCGACCGCGCGGCCGCCGCCCGCCGGGCGCGUCGUCUCCCUCGUCGGCGUUCCGCCCUACCUCAAGCCCACCGGGUUCGGGUGUAGGGUGGAGUUCUCGUGCUUUUUGUCUCAUCGCGGCACGAUGGCGCUGGACGAUAUACAGCCCCUGCGGCUCUCCGACUGGCCCCCGGCGACGGAAUUCCUCUGCGUUCUGCCCGACAUCUCCGACAAGGAAAACGAGGCGAGUAGUGUCAAGCCGCUGGAACCCACGUUCAGAAUCAUGUUCGUAUGUGCUUCCUCUAAUGAAGGUGAGAGGUCGUGGCAUGACACUAUCUACAUCGAAAGCGACGAGGAUGAUAGUGAUUAUGAGGAUGACGAUUGA